CUAUCCUCGGAGGCUGUGUUCGAGCUCAUGUUCGACCUCCAGCGUCUCCUUCCAGCAGUCGACGAGCUCCACAUCGACCUCUCGCUGGUACUGAGCGGGUUUGACAAGGUCAUGAGGGCGAACGAGAGUCUGCGCGAGAGGGUGAGGGAGAUGGAAGAGGCGUCGGGAGAGGAGGAGGAGGCGAGGAGAAGCUUGCAGACGCAGCUGUCCAUGGAGAGGAGCGCAAGGAUAAAGCAAGACCAUAUCGAGUACAUGUCGAGGGAAUGCAGCUUGAACAGCAUGCUGUCGUUGCAGUCGGUGUUGAUCAUCAUGAUCAUCCUCAUCAUCAUCAUGGUGGUCAUGGAGAAGAUCAUCAUCAUCAUCAUCAUCAUCAUCAUCAACAUCAACAACCCCAACAUCAACAACAUCACCAUCAACCAUUAG
This is a messenger RNA of Guillardia theta CCMP2712, 423 nucleotides long. RefSeq lists its product as hypothetical. The transcript has a single exon. The annotation marks the transcript as partial. Lineage: Eukaryota; Cryptophyceae; Pyrenomonadales; Geminigeraceae. The record is from RefSeq and is a predicted model, not a curated record.